Alnus glutinosa is the source of this 486-nucleotide messenger RNA. Its product is annotated as ABC transporter G family member 14-like. The coding region runs from base 1 to 486 and encodes 161 amino acids. NCBI's taxonomy places the organism in Eukaryota, Viridiplantae, Streptophyta, Magnoliopsida, Fagales, Betulaceae. The transcript is spliced from 2 exons. Gene Ontology annotation, molecular function: ABC-type transporter activity; ATP hydrolysis activity; ATP binding. The record is from RefSeq and is a predicted model, not a curated record.
AUGGGAAAUAAUGUUGAUAGAAUUAUGGUUCUGAAUGAUAACAGGACAGCUUGUAGUGGCUUGAAUAAUGUUGUGUGGUUUGUGGAGGAUGACGGGCCAAUGUUUCGAGGAAUAUCAGGUGGAGAAAAGAAGAGAGUGAGCAUAGGUCAAGAAAUGCUAAUUAAUCCAAGCUUACUAUUGCUAGAUGAGCCAACCGCAGGUUUGGACUCAACCAUAGCUCAACAGAUCUUGAACACACUCAAACGGCUUGCUGGUGGCGGUAGAACCAUCGUCACUACUAUUCACCAGCCCUCCAACAGGCUCUACCACAUGUUUGAUAAGGUUAUCUUGCUCUCCGAGGGCUGCCCCAUCUAUUAUGGUCCUGCUUCUUCAGCCUUGGAAUAUUUCUCCUCAAUCGGCUUCUCCAGAUCUAUGACCGUCAAUCCUGCUGAUCUCUUGCUUGAUCUUGCUAAUGGUAAUUUCAAGGUUUUACUCCUUGGAAAAUAA